CGUCGUCGCGCGUGCGCACAACGGGUAAAAAAAAAUCCUGCGUGAAGUUCCGGGAUUGGUCUAGCUAGCAGGUUCUAGUGUAACAGUGUUAAAAAUCAAUACUGUACCGCUCUUAACCUAACCACAUUAAGCCCACAACCAUAAAAAACACCCUUAAGUUUCUGUGAGACGGUUGGAGCUUUGAACAAGACAACAAGAGGACGUCGGGGAAGAUGAAUUUCUUGAGGGGAGUGAUGGGGGGGCAACCCGCCGGGCCCCAACCUACGGGAGCGGAGACGAUCCAGAAGCUGUGUGAUCGUGUGGCGUCGUCCACCCUCCUGGAGGAUCGUCGCGACGCGGUCCGCGCCCUCAAGUCCCUCUCCAAGAAAUAUCGGCUGGAUGUUGGAACCCAGGCCAUGGAGCAUCUGGUUCACAUACUGCAAACAGACAGGUCUGAUUCUGAUAUCCUGGGCUACGCUCUGGACACUCUCUACAACAUCAUCUGCAACGACGAAGAGGAAGAACAAGAUGAAUCCGAAGGUGCCGCUGCCCCCGUCCCUGCCUCAGGGAAGCAUAAGUCUGUGCCUGAUGAGAGUGCUCAGAAGCAGGCAGAAGACAUGGGGGUUCUGUUUACAGACAAGUUCAUCCAGGACCCUGAGAACGUCACCCUGCUCCUGGCUCUGCUGGAGGAGUUUGACUUCCACGUCCGCUGGCCUGGUGUGAAGCUACUGACGGCUCUGCUGAAGAACCAGUGUUCCCAGGUGCAAGGAGUCAUCCUGGUCAGCCCUAUGGGUGUGUCUAGGCUCAUGGAUCUGCUGGCUGACUCCAGAGAGGUCAUCCGCAACGACGGUCUGCUGUUGCUGCAGCAGUUGACUAAGGGGAACGCAGCCAUCCAGAAGAUCGUGGCGUUUGAGAGUGCGUUUGAGAGGCUUCUGGACAUCAUCACAGAGGAGGGCAGCAGUGACGGAGGUAUAGUGGUGGAGGACUGUCUGCUCUUGCUGGUCAACCUGCUGAAGAACAACAGCUCCAACCAGAACUUCUUCAAGGAGGGCUCGUACAUCCAGAAGAUGAAACCGUGGUUCGAGGUGGGAGACGACAACUCCGGCUGGUCAGCCCAGAAGGUCACCAACCUGCACCUCAUGCUGCAGCUGGUCAGGGUGAUGGUGUCUCCAGUGAACCCUCCUGGAGCUACGUCCAGCUGUCAGAGGUCCAUGUUCCAGUGUGGUCUCCUGCAGCAGCUCUGCACCAUCCUCAUGGCUACCGGCGUUCCUGCAGACAUCCUCACCGAGACCAUUAACACUGUAUCGGAGGUCAUCCGGGGUUCUCAGAUCAACCAGGACUACUUUGCGUCUGUUAACGCCCCCUCCAACCCUCCCAGACCAGCCAUCGUGGUGCUCCUCAUGUCCAUGGUGAACGAGCGGCAGCCGUUUGUGCUGCGCUGUGCUGUUCUAUACUGCUUCCAGUGUUUCCUGUACAGGAACCAGAAGGGCCAGGGAGAGAUUGUGUCCACCCUGCUGCCCUCCACCAUCGACACCAACUCUAUCUCGGCCGGCCAGCUGCUGUGCGGGGGGUUGUUCUCCGCAGACUCCCUGUCUAACUGGUGUGCUGCAGUGGCCCUGGCUCAUGCCCUCCAGGACAACCUGCAACAGAAGGAGCAGCUGCUGCGUGUGCAGCUGGCCACCAGUAUGGGCAAGCCCCCUGUGUCCCUGCUGCAGCAGUGCACCAACAUCCUCUCACAGGGUGAUAAGAUCAGCAGGAGGGGCAGCAAGGCCCAGACCAGGGUGGGGCUCCUCAUGCUGCUGUGUACCUGGAUCAACAGCUGUCCCAUCGCUGUCACACACUUCCUGCACAACCAGGACAACAUCCCCUUCCUGACGGGUCAGAUCUCAGAGAACCUGGGGGAGGAGGAGAGGCUGGUGCAGGGGCUGUGUGCUCUACUGCUGGGGAUCUGCAUCUACUACAACGACAACUCCCUGGAGAACUACAGCAAGGAGAAGCUGAAACAGCUGAUAGAGAAGCGUAUUGGAAAGGAGAACUUUGUGGAGAAGCUGGGCUUCAUCACCAAACAUGAGCUGUACUCGCGCGCUGCCCAGCGUCCACAGCCCACCUUCCCCUCCCAGGAACACAUGCUGUUCGACCACGAGUUCACCAAGCUGGUCAAGGAUCUGGAGGGCGUGAUCACUAAAGCGGUGCACAAGUCCAGCGAGGAGGAGAAGAAGGAGGAGGAGGUGAAGAAGACUCUGGAGCAGCAUGACAGCAUCGUUACCCAGUACAAGGAGCUGAUCAGGGAACAGGACGCCCAGAUCCAGGAGCUGAGGGAGCAGGUGGGGACGCUGGCAGCUCGGAGCGACACCCUGGAGACCACAGUCACCCAGCAACAAGCACAGAUCCUGCAGCACAAGGACCAGUACAACAUCCUGAAGCUAAAGCUGGGUAAAGGAGAGCCCCCGGGCGGGGGGCAGGGUGGGGGCCAGGGCGGGGGCCAGUGCGAGGGCGUGCCCCCGAUGAACGGGCCACAGAUGGAGGUGUUGCUUCUCAGGGAGGAGCUGGAGGAGCUGUGGACACGACACACACUGCUGCAGAGCCAGCUGGAAGAGAGGGACACACUGGUCAACACACUGGGAUCCGAGGCCCUCAGCCCAGAGACAUCAGCAGGAUCAGAGCACUCAGAGCUCACACAGGCUGUGUUGCAGGAGCUGGAGGUGCUGAAGGAUCAGGUCCAGACCCAGGCUGCAGAGAUCAGCCGGCUGCAGACAGAGAGACAGGAUCUGCUCCAAAGGGCAGAGGCUGCCUCCUCAGCAAGGGUCUCCAGUGACGAGGGUUCAGCAGCAGUAGCAGAGCUGGAAAGCAGGCUGGCAGCCCAGACCACAGAGACAGAGAGACUUAAGGAGGAGGUGCGUGUGCUGGCGGAGGGCCGGGCGGGGCAGGAUCAGCAGCUGGCCUCAUCCGGCAGCACGGCGGCCAUCCUGCAGGCAGAGAAGAGCCGUCUGGAGACAGAGCUGCUGGAGUCCAGGAGGGAGCAGGACGACCUGCUGAUGCUGCUGGCAGACCAGGACCAGAAGAUCACCUGCCUCAGGGGCAGGCUCAGGGACCUGGGGGAGACGAUCGAUGACGAAGACGACCUGGACCCCCGGGACCCGUCUGAGGAAGAGGAGGAGGAGGACGACUAGAGAACCAGGGUGAAGAGAGAGAGAGGUAGAAUGCUGGCCGAUGAACGGCGCAAAUAGACGCUGUUGGCAUCGCCCAUGUUGGUGACAGUACGCUGAUAGAGAAACGGAAGGAUCUAGCAGCUCCUAGGACUAAUACUGAAGCGCUUUCUCUCCCCCCCUCCCUCCAUCAUCCUUCCCUCCGUCGUCCCUCGUUACCCUCCAUUUUAACGCGUGUAGAUUUUAUUCCAAGAUGGUGGUCGAGUCAGCGAUGUUGUUAUUCUCAACGCGUUCAUCUCAUUCUCUUCGGCUUCCACAAGCUGCAGUCCCCUCAGGAGACCAUCUGGGUCGGACGUGUCUGGGUCGGACGUGUCUGGGUCGGACGGGUCUGGGUCGGGCGGGUCUGGGUCGGGCGUGUCUGGGUCGGGCGUGUCUGGGUCGGACGGGUCUGGGUCGGGCGGGUCUGGGUCGGGCGUGUCUGCUGCCGUUCUGUCCACCUCAGCCAGCCUAACAGAUGAUCUACAGCCGGUCUGGUUGUCUGGGGGGUUUCACACCACCACUCGGACUACCUUCAUCCUACAACGCAGAACUCAGACGCCCCCUCUCUGCCACCACAGGAACUGCACUGGACACCCCCCCUCCCCUCGCUCGGCCCUCUUUCCCAUGAUGCAGUGCGGGGAUGUACAGGUGUGUUGGACUUCUCACCUGCACCUGUCUCUGUUUCAUCAACACACGGACACUACAAACCAAUCAGAAACAAGAGCAGGGAGUUUCCACUGACAACACAGGGAAAAAUUUUAGUCUGCCAACUUUAUUUUCUCUUAGUGUUUUUUUUGGUGGCCCCGACCCGAUCCACAUCCUUCUGGUCUGGGCUCUGCUUCACUGACGCCCUCAGUGGGCUUGAACGCACCGUGUCUCCUACAUGUUUAGUUAAGUCAGGUCAGAGUUUGAUUUCAAUUAAGAUUCACCUCAGUUACACUUCACUCACUCUACGAUAUGCUGCAAAGCUAGCCGACACACAAGACAUGUAUGAGGUGUAUGGGGGGGAAACAAUAUUUUUUCAACUUUUUGGUCCUGGCGUUCGGCUUCUGUAACUUAUCAAUUUAAUGAGCCACAUUGAAAAUAAAUAAAACGUAAAUCUAUGAAUCUGUGUGCUUGUGGGAAUACUUUGUACAGCUUUGCUUAAUCUGCACUGUGAAAUAUUAAGUGAUUGUACAUUUCAGCAUUUCAAUCACUUUCAUAUUUUAGACCAUUAAUGAUUUAUUAAAUAUGUAACAAUCAUAGAAUCAUUAUUAUUAUAACAAAUCUAGACUUAAGAAAUAUUUUGACAAGCUGGUUGUUGCUUGAAAUGUUUAGUUGUGUAUACAUUUCUUCAUAUUAUGAAUAUGCACACAUAAAAUUGCUAGAGGGCGAUGUUGAAAUGCAGCAGACUUUUUCUAGUUGACAGUUUAGGUAGAAACAUGGUUGUCUGUGUGGGGGAGAUGUUGAUCUGUCAGGGUGACCUACACCCAGGGCCGGCCCUGCCUACACCUCCUGGUGUCUCCUGGUUCUAAUGGAUGUUCGCAUGUUGACGCAGGCUCUAAUUAAUCUGUGUUUGUGUGUGAGGAGCUUCUGUACAGCGACAGGCAUGCUAACAGACGAGCUAUGCUAACAGACGUGCUAGCUCUACUAACAGACGGGCUAGCUAUGCUAACAGACGGGCUAGCUAUGCUAACAGACGGGCUAGCUAUGCUAACAGACGGGCUAGCUAUGCUAACAGACGGGCUAGCUAUGCUAACAGACGGGCUAGCUAUGCUAACAGACGGACUAGCUAUGCUAACAGACGGGCUAGCUAUGCUAACAGACGUGCUAGCUAUGGGUUUUAUAACAGGACUUCUAGAGUAUUACACUACCAGGAACUCCAAGGGGAAACUAAGUAGCAUUUUGGUUAAAGAUGUGAUCUUUCUCUCUUAGUUUUUACUGUUUCAUUCCUGUUCUUACAUGCUGUUGACCUGUCUCUUUCUUCCACUUCCAACAGAAAUCCUGUUAUGAAUUGAGCCAAUGUUUGUUCAUGGACUAUGCAUAAAGUUUUGUCAUAGUUUGAUUCAA
Molecule: messenger RNA, 5213 nt
Organism: Osmerus eperlanus (European smelt)
Lineage: Eukaryota; Metazoa; Chordata; Actinopteri; Osmeriformes; Osmeridae
Gene: uso1
Product: USO1 vesicle transport factor
Exons: 27
Coding region: 213-3149 (978 amino acids)
Biological process (GO): vesicle fusion with Golgi apparatus; intracellular protein transport; transcytosis
Cellular component (GO): cytoplasm; endoplasmic reticulum; Golgi stack
Molecular function (GO): protein binding
Source: RefSeq, a predicted model, not a curated record